GUGGCAAAUGCAAAAUAUUGAGAGAGAGAGAGAGAUGUCCUGCUUUGUAGGAGGCAACUUAAAGAGGGAAAGGUUCACCUUUCAAGGAUGGAGAAUUCAGAAUGCAACAAGUUUUCUCUCUCUUUUCAUUGAGAACCCUAAACUACUUUCUCCAGGGUUUUUAAUAUUCACGGCGGGCAGUUACGGCGGAGUGGAGUUUCCGGCGUGCGUUUUGACAUUAAUAUAUCUUAGCUGGAAGUUCAUUUUUGGCAUGGCCACCGUAACUGCUCUGUCCCCAGAUUCCAAUACACCACCACCAGAUUCAUUAGGCAAUAAAACAACAAAUUCAUCAUUUUCACCACCACCUUCAACCUCGUCAAUCCCAUCGUCCCCACCAUCAGCAUCAUCUCCCCCACCGUCCCCACCACCUCCAUCACCGCCAUUUCCACCACCAUCAUCACCACCACCAUCACCGCCACCAUCACCGCCACCAACUUCCCCUCCACCAACAAAAACGUCUCCACCCCCCGCUUCUACUCCUUCCCCGCCACCGCCAGUGCAACCCCUACCUCCAAAGAGAUCACCCUCACCGCCUCCACCUGGUGGCUCACCACCUCCACCUGGUGCCUCACCGCCCGCACCCCCCCCACCAAUAUCACCACCUCCUCCUGUAGGUGCUUCCCCACCACAACCUUCCACAAACACCAUGCUUCCCAGAUCACCCACAUUGGCUUCCCCACCGCCACCCAUAGGGCAAACACCACGAUCUUCCUUUGUGCCUCCCCCGCCACCCCCCGGGGUAUCAAACCAGUCGCCACCUCCGCCAAAUAAAUCUCCGGCCUCUGUUGGAUCAACACCUUCGUCUAGUUCACCAUCUUCACCAACAUCAUCAUCUUAUUCCUCCUCAAAUAAUACUGCGAUCAUUGUAGGAGUAGUCGCAGCCGGCGUCCUGAUUGUUGUUGCGGUCAUCAUUUGUGUGACGUGUUUCACAAGGAAGAGGAAAAGAAAACAUCACUAUAUGGAUACUCCCCCUGGAGCUAAAGGUGACUACUUCAACGGUACUUUAACAAACUGGAACACUCCAACCCAAGGAGACCACAUUGUUAGGCUUCCUCCACCACCGGGUAUAAUGGGGACACCCCAAGGUGGUGUGCCUGGCUGGGCCCCGCCACCUCCACCACCUGCAGCAAACACAAGUAGCGAAUACAGCUCCGGCAUUUCUGGAAAUCACCAUACCCCUACGCAACCUCAAUCCCCGUUGGGCCUUGGCAACAGCCAAAGCAGUUUCACUUACGAGGAGCUAGCUAAGGCCACGGGUGGCUUUUCUCAGGCUAAUUUGUUGGGUCAAGGCGGGUUCGGGUUUGUACACAAGGGCGUGCUACCUAAUGGAAAAGAGGUAGCAGUUAAGAGUCUUAAGGUGGGUAGUGGGCAAGGAGAGAGGGAGUUUCAAGCUGAGGUUGACAUUAUUAGUCGCGUCCAUCAUCGCCAUCUGGUGUCGCUUGUGGGGUAUUGCAUUGUUGAUGGUCAACGGAUGUUGGUCUAUGAGUUUGUUCCUAACAAAACCAUGGAAUAUCACCUUCAUGGGAAAGGUCAGCCGACCAUGGACUGGGCAACAAGGUUGCGAAUUGCUUUGGGAUCAGCCAAAGGGCUUGCGUACCUUCACGAAGACUGCCAUCCUAAAAUUAUCCACCGAGACAUCAAAGCUGCCAACAUUCUCCUCGACUACAACUUCGAAGCCAUGGUUGCAGAUUUUGGAUUGGCUAAACUAUCUUCUGAUAACUAUACUCAUGUCUCUACACGAGUAAUGGGGACCUUUGGGUACUUGGCUCCAGAGUAUGCCUCAAGCGGCAAGUUAUCAGAGAAAUCUGAUGUUUUCUCCUUUGGAGUCAUGCUUUUGGAACUCAUAACUGGUCGACGACCUGUAGAUCUUACCAAUAAAACCAUGGAAGACAGCUUAGUUGAUUGGGCUAGGCGACUCCUAUCACGCGCGACGGAAGAUGGAAACUACGACGAGCUAGUGGAUCCACAUCUAGAGAAUAACUAUGUACCCCUUGAGAUGGCACGCGUGGUUUCUUGUGCUGCUGCCAGCAUCCGUCAUUCUGCGAGAAGGCGCCCAAAGAUGAGCCAGAUUGUGCGGGCAUUAGAAGGUGACUCAUCACUAGACGACUUAAAUGAGGGUGUAAAACCAGGCCAAAGUUCCACCUACAGCUCAAAUGAAAGCUCCAGCACCCCAUCAGCAUAUGAUACGGGUGCAUACAAUGCUGACAUGCUGAAGUUCAGAAAAAUGGUACUAUCAAGCCAUGAUUUCAGCAGCAGCGAAUAUGGAGCAACAAGCGAGUACGGGCUCAAUCCCUCAACUUCCAGCAGUGAGGAAAUGGGUCACUCUGGGAUCACGAGGGACAAAAUUUAGAGUAGGCACAAUCACAAAUCACAUA
Rhododendron vialii is the source of this 2414-nucleotide messenger RNA. Its product is annotated as proline-rich receptor-like protein kinase PERK5. Gene Ontology annotation, molecular function: protein kinase activity; ATP binding. The record is from RefSeq and is a predicted model, not a curated record. The transcript is spliced from 9 exons. The coding region runs from base 8 to 2389 and encodes 793 amino acids. NCBI's taxonomy places the organism in Eukaryota, Viridiplantae, Streptophyta, Magnoliopsida, Ericales, Ericaceae. Gene Ontology annotation, biological process: protein phosphorylation.